Molecule: messenger RNA, 27926 nt
Organism: Menidia menidia (Atlantic silverside)
Lineage: Eukaryota; Metazoa; Chordata; Actinopteri; Atheriniformes; Atherinopsidae
Source: the annotation of a GenBank genome assembly
AUGGCACAACGAGUAGGAGGCGAUGCCUCGCCGAAAAGGAACACGUCCCUCAACCUGGUGGCUGGGUUCUACCACUACCUCCGAGAUGAGCAGGAGGCUGUGCAGAAAAGGACAUUCACAAAAUGGAUCAAUUCCCACUUGGCAAAGCGUGUCCCACCUCUGGAGGUGAUAGACCUGUUUGAGGACAUCAAGGACGGUGUUAUGCUGCUGGCCCUACUGGAAAUCCUGUCGGGACAAAAACUGCCCUGUGAGCAGGGUAAGAAGCUAAAAAGGAUCCACUGGGUCGCCAACAUUGGUACAGCUCUUAAGUUCCUUGAAGGUAGAAAGUCUGCCUACAGAGGAUCUCCGAUCAAGUUGGUGAACAUCAACUCCACAGACAUUGUGGAUGGACGGCCAUCAAUUGUACUCGGGCUGGUGUGGACGAUCAUCCUUUAUUUCCAGAUUGAAGAGUUAACCAGUAGUCUGCCAGCACUACAUGCCUUUUCUAGCAGCACCUCAUCACUGGACAGCUCCACCAGCAGCACUGACACCACCAGCCCACCUGUUAAGAGGAAACCUCUGCCUCCUCUGCAGGGUGGAGCCAGAAAGGCCUUGCUGCGAUGGGUUCAGCAGACAGCCACCAAAUCACUUGAGCUCGAGGUGAAGGACUUCGGCCCAAGCUGGCGUACAGGUUUAGCAUUCUUUGCAGUCAUCAAUGCCCUCCGACCUAAUCUAGUUGACAUGGAGCGUGUAUGGAGGAGGCCCAAUCGAGAAAACCUGCAGGAAGCAUUCUCACUGGCAGAGACUGAGUUAGGCAUUCCACAGCUUCUUGAUCCAGAAGAUGUCGACGUAGACAAGCCAGAUGAAAAAUCUGUCAUGACGUAUGUAGCCCAGUUCUUGAAACAUCUCCCUGACAGAAAGCAGAGUGACUUGGAAGGACAACCAGAAGAAGAGCAUGAUCUUGCUCCUCGAGAUAUAGAGGAAAUGUUGGAGAGAGAGCAGCGAAAGAGCCUGAGGGAGCUCAAAAUGUGGCUCGACCAGCUGGAGACAGACGCAUUACAGGCGCAGGAGACUGAGGGCAAUCUUGCUCAACAGUACCAGUUGUUUAAGGGUCUUCAUGUUCAGCUGGAGAUGAGGCGGAAGCAGGUGGAAGGAGCUUUGCAGUCUACUCAGCGGGAUGGGAUUCUGACUGUAGAUCAAGCUCUGGUCAAACAGGCCUGGGACAGGGUUUGUAACAGGCUCCUGGACUGGCAUCUUCAUCUGGACCGGUCACUGCCCGCUCCCCUGAACACAGUCGGUGCAUGGCUGCAUGAAGCUGAAGGAGCCCUGCGACAAGAGAUUAUUGCCCAUCAGGCACAUGAUGUCACAGCAAACACUGUGCACAGAGCUCUGGAGCAACACAAGGAUGUGUUGAAGAGCCUUGAGAGACACCAGCAAGUCUUUCAGAGAAUCCACAAAGACAGAAGUGUUGAUGGCGUCCCGAUUCCCCCUGACCAGCUUCAAGACAUGGCUGAACGGAUGAACUUUAUUUCAACAUCCUCUAGCAUCCAUCUAGCUAGAAUGGAAUUUUUGGAGAACAAACACCACAUGCAGGCCUUCCUCACACUUGCUGAGUCAAAGCUAAAAUCGUGGAUCAUUAAAUAUGGCCAGCGGGAAUCUGUGAAACUGAUGCUCCACAACUACAUUUCGUUUGUGGAGAAGCAACGUUUCUUUGAGAACUAUGAGGCAUUGUUCCAGUCCCUGAAACAGGCUGCAGAGGCCUACGUCAAUGCUGAGAGCUCAGUGGAUGAGGGAGAAAUGGGAGUGCGCAGGUUCAUGCGGGAAGUUGUGACCCAAUGGAGGAGUCUGUCCAUGGAGGUACGGAGUGUGAGGAGCAUGCUGGAGGAGGUGCUGACCAACUGGGAAAGGUACACCUCCACCGUGGCCUCCUUACAGGCCUGGCUGGAAGAUGCAGAGGAAGCUUUGAGUCAGCCAGAAAACACUAAGCGGGAAUUUUUCAGGAAUCUAAGCCACUGGAUGGAUCAGCACACAGCAAUGAAUGAUGCAGGGAAUUUUCUUAUUGAAACAUGUGAUGAGACUGUGUCACUUGAUCUCAAGCAGCAGCUUCUUCUUUUGAAUGGACGAUGGAGAGACCUCUUCCUCAAAGUCAAACAAUAUGCUCAUUCAGAUGAGCUGGAAAAGUGGAGAAAAGACCAUCUGAAGGCUGUGUGGGCGCUGAAAGAGCUGCUGGACUCAGCAGAAGCUAAACUACAUGCUCCUGUUCACGUGUCUUUCCUCAGUGUGAGAGCCUUCCUCCAGGAUGUGGAGAAUAUUAAGCAAAAGGUUGUCACCAUGGAAACACAAUACAAAUUGGCUGCCCGCAGUGCUCAGCUCCUUGCCAAAGAUGCACCACAGGAUGAGGCCACCAGGGUCAUGGCAACAAUGGCAACUACGAAAAGUCAGCUGAGCAAGGUUAGAGAGCGGUGUCCGUCCCUUACAAGGGAGUGCCAUGUUCUUCUGCCACUGUUGGAAGAGUUGGAGAAACACGUCAGCACUUUUUAUCAGGCUCUGGAGCGGGCAGGUCGCAUCACCUCUGCUGCAAGGGAUUCAGACUCUAAGGCUUCAGGCCAGCAUAAACACAAGUGGCAGGAUUUGUUAAACCAGCAGCAAAGUUGUAAGCGGUGUCUGUCAGUGAUUGAGAGGAACCACCAGACUGUGCAGAGAGCCCUCAGCAAUAGUAAGGUGCUGCGAAACUUUGACCUGUCCUUGCUGCAAAAGAGGGUUGUAGAAAUGCAAGGCUCGGCACAGGCUUUGCUGAAGGAGGUGGGAGAGUGGAGAAGACGGGAAGAAGCCAACAACUGCCUGAGGAGAAGGUUUGAGGAAUCAAGGCAUGAGCUGGAGAAAGUGCUGAAAAAGGCUCAGGGCUGUUUGAGAGAGAUUGGAGACGCUGAGGAAUUACUUAAAAAACACACUGACUUCUUUGGCCAACUGGACCAGCGGGUGCUGAGCGUGUUCUUGAAAGCAUGUGACGAGCUGACGGACAUUCUACCUCAGGAGGAGCAACAUGCGCUUCAAGAAACUGUCCGUAGGCUGCACAAACACUGGAAGGAUCUCCAGACUGAGGUCCCAUCUCAUCUGCUUCGCUUGAAGGUGGAAGCGGAGAGAAAUCGAGUGGCCACAGUUCUUCGAGAAUGCAGAGUAGAGCUGGACAGAGAAAUACAAGCCCUGUCAGGCACCUGCACUAGUGAGCGGGUGAUCAAAGAGCACAGAACUUUCUUCAAGGAGCGUAAACCUCUAACAUCAUGUGAGAAGAGGAUAAGAAACAUGGAGGAUCUGUGUCAUAAAUUGCCUGACAACGACCCCGCUAAUCGGACGCUUGACUCUACUAGACAGGCUGUCAAAGAGGUCACAGAGCAAAUAAAGAGCAUCCACCUCAAACUAGAGCAACACCCUGACAAAUGGAAAGAAUGGAAUGAGAGGUUCUGUGACCUCUCUGAUUGGCUCUCCUCUCAGAGAAGGCAUGUGAGGCUCUUGAGAGAGACAGCAAUGAAUUCCUGUCACCAGGAGCAGGUUGAGGCUGCUGUUCAGGCACUGCAGCAAGCAGUAGAGACAAGAGAAGAGACCCUAGUGUGGCUAAAAAGCCGGCUUGCUCAGCUAUCUGAUGUUAGCUCUGACCUGGAAGUCCAGAGACAGAGAGUAGCCCUGGCCAAACUUUCAACUGACCUGCGGGCAGUCUUAUCUUCACUCUGUCAGUUGGGCGAAGAGGGUUCUGCGAUGUUUCAGUAUGAGGAGUUGAGAGAUGAAGUGCAUGGCGCUCUGGAGGAGAUUCUGAGGGCUCGUAAAGAGGCUGAGGAGCAGACCAGCAGGGUUCUGAAUGCUCAGGGUCUGGAGGAGGCCAAACAACUCUACCUCAUUCACCAGCAACACCUAAAACGGCUGCAUGCUAACAGGAGAGAGGCAGAGCUCUUGGUGUCCCACUGCCGGCAGCUGCAGACCGGUGAAGUGCUCAAUCAGCCUCUGCGUGAGCUGGAGGGAGCGUUCAGUGAAGCUGACCACAAAUUGGGGGCAAAAGAGCACGACCUGCAGGCAACUCUGAGCUCUUGGCAAAACUUCGAGACCGAAAGAGAAAUCAUUUGGAGGUUUAUAAGCAAUGCUAACAUGGAACUGAACAGAGAGCUUAUUUUCAAUAACUUGGACAGCAUGAGGAGUGUACUGGAGUCUAACAAGGAGCUUUUUUCAGAGUUUGAGGAGUAUUCUGUUCGAGCAGAUCUCUUGUUGGAGAGGGCAGCAGAUAUUCAACUCGGUGCAAAAAAUCAAGAUCUCCUUCUACAGCAGGCUCUGUCCACCAGGGAAGCAGUUUCACAGCUUCAACAACACCUCAAAGAGAAUUCUUCCCAGCUAGAGAGGAUGUGUGCACGAUGGGAGCACCUCACCAGUGAAUCAGAGGCCUUGUCUCUGUGGAUCAAUGAGAAAGAGAAGGAGCUGGAGGCUGUCAGCUGCAUCCCCUCUUUAGAUCCUUUAGACAAGCACAUCAGCACUGUAGAGAUCAUUGGUGAAGAGCUAGAGGAGAAAAGCUUGGUUCUAGGAAACAUGGAGGCUGACUGCGAAGCCUUUUCAAAGUUUGUGACCCCCGGAGAGGCCGGACGUAUCCGGGCUCAAUUCGCCCACACAAGGCGAUGCUAUGAUGAACUCAAAGAGAGAAUAGAGCAGCUUGGCAUUCAGCUAAAUCAGAGCGCCUUGUACAGACAGAGAUGCAAUGAGAACCUUAAACAGGUCAAGAAAACAGUGAGUGAUCUCAAAGAUAAACUCGAGUGUCAAACCACUUAUUGUGCAUCAUCAUCAGAAACCUAUAAACUCCUCCAGGAUCAUACGGAGGUUUGCCAGGAUGUUGAGCAGCUGAAGCCCAGACUGAUGGCUCUGUUUUCGGCUAUGAAGAGGCUUGGAGGGGGCAGCCAGUUGGAAGAGGAGGUGGAUGACCUCCAGAAACAACAAAGGCAGUUGAUGGCAAAGGCUUCCGAAAAGCAGUCGACUUUGGAGAGCCUUCUUGCUCUGUGGCAAAGAUAUGAGAAGGAGCAUUUCUCCUUGAAAGUAUGGCUGGACAGGUGCGAAUCUGUGUGCUGCACAGACACCGAUCUGCUUUCUGUAGAUAAAGUCAGGCUUAGGAAUGAACUACAAAAUGUACAGGAAAUGCAGCAGGAGACACCAUCUUACGAGGCUCUCCUUCAGGGACUUGUGAAUCUCAGGUUUUGUCUGAACCCCACAGCCCCUGAGGCUUAUAUCAAAGAGCUCAAUGAUGAUCUCAUUCAACUUCAGCAACGAUGCAAUUCUGUGAAAUCCAGCAUAUCACAUAGAUGUAAGCUGCUGGAGUUCCACUUGGAGCAGUUGGAGCAGUUUGAUCAGGCUCUGCUGACUGUGACACAAAGGAGUGAAAACUUCCUUUCUAGCCUGAGAAGCUCUUCUCAGGUUGAUAUUUCAGAUCUUGAUGCUGCAAUCACUAAGUUAAAGGAGCAUAAUACACUACAGGAAAACGAAUCUCUGAGAGAGGCUCUCCAUCAAAGCGAGUCUUUGCUGCUUUGCCGUUGCACUUUUGAGGCCCAACAGCAGCUCCAGGGCUGGAGGGAGGACUGUUUGCAACCCCUUAGUGAAUCUCAGCGUCUCCUGUUUGUCCGUGAAGACUGUCUGACUGAGUUAAAGGCUUUUCUUGAGAAGCACAAAGCAGCAGCUAAGACCGUGCGCCGCCUUCGUGAAGCAGUGGAGGGCAGGGGAAGCUGGGACCACUCCAAAGCUGAAGAACUGCAUUGUGGGAUUGUGGAAGUAGCCAAAGAUGUUGCUCGACUUGAGGCCGAGGCGGUUGGGUUAGAUGGGCAGCUAAGCAAGGCACACCUGCAUCUGAUGGGAGCAGAGUGGAGGGGCUCAGCAGACGUCAGUCACACUCAGGGAAGAACAUCUUGCAGAGGACAAGCCGUGGCCCUCACAAUGGCUCUGGAGGAGGUACAGAGGGGUGUUGGGUGGAGACAAAGUGAAGCGGAUGCUCUUGCGGCGCUGUGGUGCUCAUUCAGGGAGAGAAAGGAGGAGGUUAUGAAGAACUUGAAGAAACUCGAGGAUGAUGCGAAGCAGGAGGAAUCUCAAGAGUGCUCUGUGCAGGCAUUCCAAAACAGACUCCGUUUCUUUGUCCAGCUGGAGGAUGAGCUCCAAUCCCUGCAUCACUCUCAGCAAUGGUUGGAAGAGAAGGGAAACCAGCUGGCCCAGAGAGAUGGUGAGCUGGCAGGAGAAGCUCUCAGGGAGGUCACACUGGUGAAGACAGCCUGGGAAAAUGUGAAAAUGAUAAUAACCAACAGUCAGGAACAGAGUGGAGUUGUGGUGGAUCUUCUCCGCUUGUUUCUCCACCUGAAGUCAAUCCUAAACACUGUUUUGGAGAAUGCUCAAGCUGUUGCUCACAACCUGCCAGACCAUAACCAUAAUGCUCAGGAGGCAAAAUUGACUUUCACAAGACACGAGACCAUCCAAACAGAGCUUAGAGAAAAACAGGAGGACAUGGACCAGCUCAUCUGCACAGUUGAGGAUUUGCAGAGAGAACUGGAAAAGGUUCCUAACUGUGAUAGCUGUUGCAUCCAAAAAGACAUGGAGACUCUCAGAGACCAGUGGCUGGUGGUCUCAGAAAAAAUACAAACAAACGCAGAGAGACUUGGCUACUGUGUUGCAUUGUGGGAUGACCUCAAGGCCAUGGAGCAGGAUAUCAACCAUUGGACGGCAACCUCAAUCUCUGACCUCACUGACGCUGUCGCCAUUCUUGACGAGAAGGAGCCGGCGGAGGCCCAUCUUGCUGCCUUUCAGGCUGAGGUGGAAAAGAGAGAGCAGAUGCUAGAUGCUGUGCAGGAGAGAGUGGGAGAACUGAAGGAGCGAGCCAAACUGCAGGAAACGCCGAUACAAAUGCAGGUCCUCGAGUCCGAUCUGAGGAAGAAAAUGUUCCAUGCGCAGGAGGUGUACAAUCAGGCCAAACACACUUUGACCUACUUCAACUUCCAGAAACAGCGACUGGAGGACCUCAUGUCUCAGAUGACAGAGCGGCUGGAGACAGUUGAGGGUUCUUUAUCAGACCUCACAGAAGCAACAUCCCUUGAUGACAUUUUUACAGUAAAGGUAUUACUGAGACUUUCUAUGGGUCUGCAGAGUGUUGUGCAGAAACAGAGGGCAGACAUGGACUCGGCUAGGGAGGCCCUGACUUCCCUUUGCAGAUCGCAUCCCUCUCAGGAGUUGUCCCGGCUCUCGUCUGAUCUCACCUCCAUUGCUAAGCGAACAGAGUCUGUUGCUCAACGCUGUGCAAAGACCAGGGGCACCCUCCAGGAAGGGUUACAGUUACAUUUCAACGUGCUUUACCAAGACUUCAAAUCCUGGCUGACGGAUCUAAAGUUGAGGCUGAAAGACUGUUUUAACCAAUCAGGAGAUGUUACUGUCCUUGGAGCCAAGUUGCAAAGACUUAAGUUGUCACUUGAGCAGACGUCAGAGGGUGAAAAGCGUCUCUCCCAGGUUUGCAAGGAGGCUGAGAGGCUCCAGCUGCACCUAAGCAAAUCUGGAGCAGCACAGGUCCAAGAAAAUCUAUCCUCCUGUCAGAGAGAGUGGAAAAACUACCUUGACAUCUGUGCUCAAAACCAACAGGACUUGCAAGAUAGCAUUAACCUCUUGAAAAAUUUUGAUGACUGUGUGGAGGGCAUAAGAGACUGGCUGAGGCAGAUGGAUGUCAGACUCAAAAGCGAGCCUUGUCUUGGUACAGAUAGCCAACAAGAAUCACCAGACACCACAGAGGAGCUGGAAAAAAUGAAAAACCUCAAUAAAGAUCUGAUCUCAAGAAGGGAGUCUGUUGAGCGUCUCUGUCAGGAGGCCCAGGCUCUCUCUGAAUCUGGUCGGGGGUCAGGAGGGGAGGUCAGAGUAACAGGCCAACUACAGAUGGAGUAUCAGGCCUUACUGAAGGCUGCCAGGGAGAGGCUGCGAGGUUGCCAGGAGACCCAAGCCUUUGGAGACACCCUCCAGGGAGUUUGGGCUUGGCUGGAGGAGAUCCAGGAGAGACUGGGCACAGUUGACAGCACGAUGGGAACCAAAGAGCAGUUAGAGCAGAGACUGGAGACUGUGCAGCCAAUUCUCAGAGACCCAACUCUGUUUGCACAGGACAUCCUGCUUUUGAAGGGAGAAGGGGAGGUCAAACUGAAUAUGGCGAUGGGUAAGGGUGAACUGGCCCUACGUAGCUAUGGAGCUGCUGGACAGGAAGUGGUCCGCUCUCAGCUCCAGGAAGUCGAGGAUGCAUGGGCCACACUACUUGUUACUGCCAUGAGCUGUCACAGUCGAUUAGAGUGGACGGUGUCUCAGUGGGGAGGAUAUCUGGAGACAGCUACACAGCUUCAGGGUUGGAUGGAGACUGUCAAGCGGGAGGUAUGUGCUCCCCUUACACCACAGCCAGGACCCAGAGAAAAGGCCUCCCAACUGGAAAGACUUAGAGCCUUGCUGACUGACAUGGAAGAUCACCAGAUGGCACUUUCCAGCCUGGAAGAAAAAGCAAGAGAACUAUUCAAGAAGACUGGUGAUGUGAGCUUUAACCAUGGCGCUCGCACUCAGUUACAAUUGCAGUUCGAUGACCUUACAGCUUUGGUGGAGGAGAGAGUGCGUCUGGCACAGGCGGUGGUGUUGGCGCAUCAGAACUACCUGGAGUCUGUUCGAGAGCUCACUGACUGGCUGAUGACUGCCGGAGAGGAGCUACAGCAUUGGUCCGACACGUCAGGAGACUCUACAUCCAUCAAAAAGAAACUGUCAGACGUGAGGGAGCGCGUGGAGUGUCGUCUCCUGGAAGGCCGAGACCGCCUGAGCCGGGUUCGUCGCAGCGCUGCCCUCACAGCGGAGCACACAGCAGCAGGCGGCUGUGAGGCCAUGGACCGACAAUUGGGGGCACUGUCACAUGCUCUGGAGCAAUGGGAGGGGGCGGCUCUGCGGGCCCGCGACGGCCUGGAGGGGGCCCUUGCUGCUGCUGCAGCUUCAGAGGAGGAAUACGGCCGUCUGACAGCCCGUCUGGAGGAUGAGCUAAAGGAGUUCGAUGCACUUCUCAGAGGGUGGAAUCAGGAGUUGAUUAAAGCUGAAGGACGCAGCAACGGCGAGGAGGCAGUGGAAGGAUGGCAGCUGGCUAAGGAUAUUUUAGAGGGCUUGCAGAGCGCUGAGCCGAUGGCAGAGAAGUUGAAAAGCCAACUGAAUGACCUGGUGCGAUACUCCAGAGACCUUGGCUCUCAGUCAGAACGGGUCACUGCGCUUAUAAAACAGCACAACAGUCUUAGUCUCCGCGCGUCCAGGGAGUGUCAAAAUAAGGAGCGUUUAUUGGAGCAGAGGUUCCGUGCAGCUCUGAGGGACUUCCAGCAGUGGCUGGUCAAUGCCAAAAUCAGUACCGCCAAAUGCUUUGAUGUACCACAGACUGUCUCUGAGGCUUCCACAGCUCUGCUGAGAAUCCAAGAGUUCUUGAGUGACAGGGAGAAUGGCCAGGCCAGGCUGAGUACAGUAGGAGCCAGUGGGGAGCUGCUGAUGGCUGUCGUAUCCAAAGACAGAGUGGAGGGAAUCAACGCCAAGGUGGUAAACGCCAGGGAGGACUGGAAGACCCUGAUGAAUAACCUGCAAAUGAGAGAAGAUGCACUCAAAAGUCUGCAGUCCCAAAUGACAGAGUUUGAGGCCAGUGCUGAGCCUCUACAGGACUGGCUCAAUACCACGGAGGUCAGAGUUCAGGAGAGCAGCAUUCGUCUACAUGACCUUCCAGCCAAGAAACAGGAGCUGAGUAAAUUACAGUCUGUACUGAAGGAGAUGGCCAUUCGAGAGGUAGAGCUGGGCAGGCUGAGGGAAAGAGCUCAUCGUCUCUGGGAGGGUCAAGCAGCCGGAAAGGGUUUCGUCCACAGAGUAUCUCAGCUGUCAGCACAGUUCUUAGCCCUCAGCAACUUAACCAAGGACAAGGCUUCAAGGAUUGAGCGGAUUGUCGGGGAACACAGACUCUUCUCUCAAGGACUUAAAGAGCUUCAAGACUGGGUGUGUGAGGCACAGAGGAUCAUCAACACCUGCACCUCCACCACCACAGACAAAGGCGUGUUGGAGGAUCGCAUGUUACAGCUGGAAGCUUUGCUGGCUGCCCGUCAGGAGAGGGAGAUCCAGCUUAAAAUGCUGCUGACCCGAGGAGAGGCAGUUCAGAGGAAUACCUCAGCUGAAGGGGUCCCAGUGAUCCGCAAACAGAUUCAAGACCUCAAAGACUCUUGGGACUCAUUGCUCUCUGCUUCAAUCCAGUGUAAAAGUCAGUUAGAAGGUGCCCUGUCGCAGUGGACCAGCUAUCAGGAGGACGUGGGGCAGUUUGUACAGUGGAUGGACCAUGUUGAAGAAUCACUCAGCUGCUCAGAGAGACAGUACUCUGAGAUGAGAGACAAGACUGCUAACCUGGGCAAGACGAAGCUUCUCUAUGAGGAAGUCUUAAGCCACAGCAGCCCUCUGGAGACCAUUGCCACGAAGGGUUCCAACAUGGCUGAACACUGCGCAACCCAGCAGGAGGUGCAGCAGCUGCAGUGUAGAUAUAACUCCCUCAAAGAAAAAGCAAAGAAUGCAGUUAGUAAGGCAAAGGAGCUGGUUUUGGUUCAUCAGGAGUAUCAAAGAGGGCUACAUGUGUUUGAAGACUGGCUGGAGCAGGAACAGGCGUCUCUGGCAUUGUUGUCUCAUCCAGAAGGAAACGUGGACACCCUUGAAAAAACACUGCAGCAGCUACAGUGCCUGCAAGAACACUGCUCAGAUGGGCAGUCAUUGCUGGCUUCAGUGCUGGCCAGCAGAGAAAGGGUAAUUCCUUGGGGUAUACCUCAGAUUGAGGAUCGAGCCCUGGACACUGCUCAGCGAGAAUGGGCGGCCCACCAGAGUCGCCUGGAGGAGACUCAGGCUCAGCUGCAUUCCACUCUGACCCGCCUGAGGCAGAUGGGUCACAGGUUCCUGAAGCUGGCUCAGUGGUUGGAGGACAUGGAGAAAGUUGUUAACAUCAGAAAUAAUCGGCGGUCAGACAGAAGCACCAAGCAGACCCAGCUGAAGAAACUCCAGGGAGAUCUGGAGGCAGUGCUCGCUCGGCAGGGAGAAGUAGAUGGCCUCUCAUCUUUGGCUCAGCAGGUUCUAGAGGAAACCUACAUCAGCAGUCGUGUCAGUGUUACUGCCACCCAGCUGACUGCUCGCUACCAUUCACUGCUGCUCAAUAUACAGGACACCAUCAAGCAGCUGCAGGAGGAGCUGAGGAGCAUUGAUGAGGCAGAAAACCUUUGCAUGUCAUUCACCGAGUGGCUCAGCUCAACUCAGAAAAGCUUCACAACUUUAAUUGACCAUUCGGAAUCUCUGGACCGUGUUGCCAUGGAGAGGAAGAUGAAGAAACUUGAGUCUCUGCAGUCUGAGCUUCAGCAUGGUCACAGUUUCCUGAAGUCUCUGAGGGAGCGUGCCGAGCAGGCAGCAGGCUUCCUGAAUGAAGCUGCUGCUGAGAGUCUUGGAGGAGAGGUGGAAGCACGUCUUUCCCAGCUGGAGGAGCUUGCUGGGGGGCUUAGGCAAGAACGCAGCUUCCUGGAGCGUGCCUUACUGCUUGCUAGGGAGUUCCAGGACCGGUACAAGGCCCAAGCUCAAUGGCUUGUUGAGACCAAAGCAUUGCUCAGCACUCCAGUCGAGCUCAAAGCUGAUCUGUACCAACGCAGAGCACAGCUGGCCAAAUAUAAGGCUAUUCUGCAGAUGAUUCAGUCCCAUGAUGGAUCAAUUAGAUCUGUGAUGGAGAAGGGAGAUGCUCUGCUUGCUUCUAUCCACUAUCCCUCAAUGAGAGACAAAAUGCACAUACUACAAAAGGACUACUCAGGCCUCUGUAAUACUGCAGUGGCUCACGUUGAGAAUCUGGAAGGCCAAGUGAAGGAACAGGAAGCUUACCACAAUGAACUCCAGGAAGUGGAGCGCUGGCUGCUGCAGAUGUCCAGCAGGAUGGUUACUCCUGAUCCAAGCGUGAGCGGUAGCCUGGAGGCAGCAACUCAACAGCUGGCUAGGCACAAGGCUAUCAUGGAGGAAAUUGCGGGCUUUGAAGAGCGUUUAGCAGCCCUGAAAGAACAAGGAGACCACCUGGUACAAGGCUGCAGCGACCGCGUGCAGAGCAGGCUCAGACAGCAGGUCCAGGCACACCAGCAAGGCACCAGAGACAGCUACUCUGCCAUCUGUAGCACAGCGCAGAGGGUGUAUCAGAGUCUUGACCACGAGUUGCAGAGACAUGUGAGUCUGCACGACACUCUGCAGCAGUGCCAGACCUGGCUGAAAUCUGUUUCAGAUGAGCCAGAGCCUCAAACACAUCCUUCUAUGAGCCUUGAAGAAGCUCUGCAUAAGGUAAAGCAGGAGCGAGCUCUCCAGGAGCAGGCCAGCACCUACCUCCAGCUUGUGUGUUCAGCUUAUGACUUGUCAGAGCCGAGGGUCAGAGAGACUGCAGCCGCUAUCCAGCAGGUCAAACUACAGAUUGAGGAGCGAAUGCUUCUUUGUGAGGAGGUGGCUGACAGCUGGAGAGACAUUGAAGAGCAGAAGGCAGAUUUGGAGACUCAGCUGAGGGAAACAGAACAGCAGCUUCAGAACCUGACCAGAAGACCUGCAGAGUUGGAGCCCAAGAUUGCACAGAACCAGCUGGACAAGGCUCAGGAAUUUCUCCAACAAAUUAGGGAGAGGCAAACUGAAGCAAGUCGUUUGACUGAAGCCAUCAGCAGGUUGACAGAUGGACAGGUCUCUCCUGCCCUGGACGAGGCAAGAAGACUGAAAAGAGGCUGGAUAGACCUGGGCCAGCGGGCUGAAGAACUGGAAGCUCAGCGAGGGGAGGACAUGCAAAGAAGUGGAGAAUACCAGGAGAGCGUAGUUGCUGUGGAAGAGCUCUUCCACCAAGUAUCCAGGGAAUGGGACUACCUUGCCAGAGCUGACACAGAGAGUACAAGUGAGCAUUUAGAGGCUCUGAGAAAGCUUGCCAGUGAUCUGGAGGAGCAGAAGGAAACUCUAGAAGACCUCAGGGACCAGAGACAAGCCAUCCUGUCCAGACUUAGUCUGUUAGACAAGGAGCUGGUCAAACAACAGGUGGGUCACCUGGAGCAGCGAUGGGCCCAACUAGAAUCUCUUAUUGUGCAAAAAAUCCAGGACUCUGCUCAGACACUUGAGGAUCUCUCCCGGGUUGAGAGACAGCUGAGGGAUGCCAGAGAAUGGGUGGAGGAACAACGGCCAGCUCUCACCUCUGCACUGAAAACCAGCCCGCCCCCAGAUCUGGCCCAGAGUUUUCUGUUUGACCACCUGACUGUAUGCGUGGAGCUAGAGGCCCGUCAGCAGCUGCUCGGUCAGGCUGUGAGUGAGGCUCAGGGGGUGGCCUCCAGGCUGGGGCUGAGUGAGAAAAGAUGUUUACAGGAGCUUGUUGAACAAGCCCAGAUGGAAGUGGAGGCUCUGGGGGCUCGCGUGGCUCAAAGGAGAAAAUACCUCAGCAAGGCCUUCACAGAGCGGACACAGUUUCUGCAAGGCCUGGGGAGAGCUUUGUCAUGGGUGCAGCAGCAGGAGAGGAAGGCCUUGAUAGAUGACCGCAUAGCGCUCCUUCCGGAGGACCUGGCCAAACAGGUCGUUGCAUGUCGUGGUGUCCAGAGCAGCUUACGAGCUUACCAGAGGGAGUUGGCCUCCCUCUGGGUGCAAGGGCGAGAGUUGGAGCGAGACGCCACAGACAAGGAGCGAGCGGAAACGCUGGCAAGACUCGAGGAGCUGCAGACGGCCUUUGAGACUGCCCUCCAGAGGACCACCCAGCGUCUCACAGCUUUAGAGAAAGCACUGACCUCCAGGAAGUACUUCCAGGUUGACCUGGACAAGACUUGCCACUGGUUGAGACAAGCAGAUGCUCUAACAUUCCCUGAAAUUGAUUUCAGUGGUGUUGACGAGUGCUCAGAUCUGCAAACACAACUUUCCAACUUUCAAAGUGUGUUAGAACAAGCCUCAGAAUAUGAGAACCUCCUUCUUAUUGUUCAAAGAAUAGGCCAGGAGAUUCUCCCCACUCUGAACGAAAUCGACCAUUGCUACCUAGAUGAGCGCCUCAAUGCCCUGCCUCAGCAGUACAAUACCAUCUUAGCUCUUGCCAAAGAGAAAAAAGACAGAGUUCAACAGAUUAUCUCAGAGAGAAAGGAGUUUGGCACUUUCUUUGAUAUUACUCGCAAUGCACUGGAAGAGCUUAAAGAGCAAUUUGACAAUCUAGAGAAGCAGACUAUCAGUAUAAGAGAGGAAGAAAUUGUGAGUUUGAUAAGUGAAUGCAGAAGUAUAGAGGAAAGUUUGAUUCACAUCAGUCCGGCUGUUAGAGAACUUCAUGGGAAAAGUGAAGGGUUUCUCAGCAGAGGUCAACAAUACAGAGCUGAGGAGACACAGCAGCUGGUUAGUCUCCACAACACGCUGAAGACGAGAAAUACUCAGAGGAUUAAACACCUAAACAGCUGCCUGAAAACACUAGGUGAACAUAACAGGGUGUUAUCCAUUGUAGAUUUAGAGUUAAAGUCUGCAAAGGAUAUGCUGCUUAGACUUGACCGGACAGACGAAAAUGCUUUUGAUAAAGUCACAAGUCUGUAUUCAAUGCUGGAAAGUCUCGGUGGAGCAAAAUCUCAGGUUGAAGAAUGCGAGCGGCAGACUAAAAACCUUGGUCUAAAGUUUGAUGCCGCUGCCUUUCAGGAAACUACACAGGGGCUUCAGUCACUGCAGUCUCUGCAGAGUGACAUCAGGUCGUGUGUUGAGCAGAGUGAAACAGCAGUUACAGGGGAUGAAGAUUUUACAAGAGAGACGGAGAGGAUGUUGCACUGGUUGAUUGACAUGAAGGACAAAUUGAAAGAACCCUCAAACUUUUCCGAGGUGAAACCUGAGCGGAUACAUGAAGAGAUGCGGAAAAUAAAAAUCUUGGAAGAGGAGGUGAAAAGUAAAUUGAAGGUGAUUGAUGUCAUAUGUAUCAGAGAGAAGCAAAAGUAUGAAAAUUGCAAAGAAGGAAUUCCUGCAAAAAUAGAAGAAAAACUACAAAAGUUAUUAAAGCUGGGAGCUGAAGUUCAGGAAGAAAUUAGUGCAAAACAGCUGGCUGUGGAUAAAGCUCUUUCCCUGGUCCAGAGCUACCACUUAUCUCUACAGUCCAUGCAGAAAUGGCUGGACUCUGCUGCGGCUUUGCUCCACGGGGCCACCUCGGGGGUGGAGCUCGACAACUGCACAAGCUGUUUGCAAGAUAUAGAAGAAACUGCAGCCCAGGAGAGUAACUUUACAGCUGGUGUAGAGGAGCUGAGGACUUUGGAUCUUCUGUUGAUGGAUUUUGUGGAGCAAAGAGUGAUGAAUGGGCUCCGAGAAAAAGUUCAGGCAAUGCAGCUGAGGAAGAUGGAGGUCAAACAGCAAGUGGAAGCAUACAGAGAGGUGCUGCAGAGGUGUGGUGCUCUGUGGAGCUCCUUUCAAUAUGAGAAAGAGAUGCUGAUUGAACAGAUGAAUGAUUCAGAGAGCACGAUGGCCAUGUUUACCACAGCGAAAGCCAUCAGUUUCCACAAAGCUGAGGACAAGUGUCAGAGACACAAGUCUCUGGUGGCUCACAUUGACAUGCUGGAGCUGCCUCUGAAUGCCUUGAAAGAGAAUGUAACAGAGUUGGAGGGAAUCAUCUCUGAAUCAGGCAAAGCUGUCACCAGUCAUGCCGUGUCGUCGCUGUGGCAACGCUGGAACAGACUCCGCAGCGUAGCCCGAGCCCAGGAGAGGGCACUGGAAGACACUGCCAGGGAGUGGAGGAACUUUAUUGAGAAGAUGGAGAAGGUGCGCUCUGUGUCCAAAGACCUCCACAGUCGUGUCCCAGACAGCACAGUGGAGAAAGCAGCCACCAGGGCGGCACUACAGUGCCUCCUGGAGUAUCAUGACUCCUUCAGCCAGGAGGUGGAGCGGGAGCAGUCCAUACUGGCCCUCCUGGGGCAUCAAACUCACAGUCUCAGAGGGAAGGACAAGAGGGAAGAGGUAAUGGAGAACAAAACAGAGAAUGGACACGAGGAGACGGCAUGCCUUCAAGAGAUCAGAGGCAUGCAGGAGCAAUAUGAGAGCUUGUUGUUGCAGGUGAGGGCCAGCAGGGCUCAAGUACAUCAGGAGCUAAGGGAGAGAGAGGAGGUUGAGAAGGAGUUGGGUCUAGUCAAAGGCUGGAUUCAAGACACUCGUGGCUUACUGUUGAGUCCAACUACAGACCUGGAUUCACUGCUGCAGGAGCUAGAGACUGCCCACGGUGAGGUCAUCAGCAGGCGGCAGAGUGUGGAGCGCAUGACAGAGCUGCAGCAGUCCAAGUAUCAGGAUCUUCAAGCAGGUCUGCCCUCUGAGCUCAGCAUGCAGUUAGCUGAGGUGACUCUGGCUUUGGGCUCCGCUGAAGAUCAGGUGCAGGCGCGGGAACGGGAAGUGCAACAGACCAGAGAUGUGAAAGAGGACUUCAGCUCCAGACUUCAGGACAUCGAGGCCAAGCUGAAGACCAUCGCUGUGAAAUUGGAAGAGAAGGGGUCCGACCUGCAGAAGGCCAAAGAAGAGACCAAAGGUCUUUGUGAGGAGUGUGAAGCUUGUGGCGGCUCUCUGGUGGAGCUGGCAGUAGCUGUGCAGGAGUUUGGAGAGCAAAACCCACUGCUGUGUAAACAGCUGGGGGAUGCUGUCGCUAAACUGAUGGAGGUGCAGCGCCACACCACACAGCAGACUCAGGACAAAGUAAACAGACUAAAGAAGGCAGAGAGACAAGUUGAAGAGUAUCAAAGUAUGAAGGCAUUCAUUUUGGGCUGGAUAGAAAGAGCGGAGGCUCUGAUCACUGGUAGUAUCAUCUGGAACUCUGCGUCCCAGCUACAGGAGCAAAUUCGAGCACACCAGGCAUUGCUGCGGGAGAGCAGAGGUCUCCAUGGUGACUUGGAGGCCAUGGGAGAGAGGGAGAGGCAACUUGCAGAUGUGUUGCAGGCAGAAGGAUGGAGCCAGCAGGUCAAACACCUCAGCAGACUAACAGAAGAGCUGCAGCAGUCUGCCAAGACUCGCUUUCAGAGUCUUCAGGAUGCAGCUAAGGACAUGUUACAUCUUGAGGCAGAAGUAAAGAGCCUCCAUGCUGCUGUUGAUCAGAUCCAGGUCACGCUAUCUUCCCCUGAUCUGAACAAGCUCAGUCUGAGGGAGCAGCUAACACAAAGACAGCAUCUGCUGGUGGAAAUGGAGGGCUUUAAACAGCAGGUGACUGCAGUACAGCAAUGUCAGAGCGCCCUCAGGCUACCAGAGGAAGUAGUGGCCAGUCUGCCGAUCUGCCGCACAGCUCAGUCUCUGCAGCAUGAGGCCAGCCAACUGCAGCACACCACCAUACAGCAGUGCAACAUUUUGCAGGAGGCUGUGGUGCAGUAUGAACAGUAUGAACAAGAAGUGAAAAACCUCCAGAGAUUAAUCGAAGAUGCCCAUCGCAUCAUUCAGGACCGACCUGUCUCCACCAACAACAUACAGGAACUUCAGGCUCAGAUACACCACCAUGAGGAGCUGGCCCAAAAGAUCCGUGGCUACCAGGAGCAGAUCGCCUCACUCCACUCCAAGUGUAAGAUGCUGACAGUAAAGGCCAAACACGCCACCAUGCUGCUGACGGUCAGCGAGGUGGAGGGCCUAUCAGAUGGCAUGGAUGAACUAAGUGAUGAGGAGCUGCCCGGUGCUAUGGCAAACGCCAACUCUGCUGCCAACAAGCAACUUCCAGCACACCCAUCUGUCGUCAUGAUGACAGCCGGCCGCUGCCACACACUCCUCUCCCCUGUGACAGAGGAGUCAGGGGAGGAGGGCACCAACAGUGAGGUUUCCUCUCCCCCUGCCUGCCGCUCCCCCUCUCCGGGGGCUAAUGCUGACACUCCUCUUAACCAGGGCCGAGGUACACUAAGUCGAGCACCCCUCCAGGAAUUGUACGACCCAUCGAUGGAAACCAGUGCUGCUAAUUUGGAUGACCUGCAGAGAUCUUGGGAGACACUAAAGAACGUGAUCAGUGAGAAGCAGAAGAGCCUAUAUGAAGCCCUGGAGCGGCAGCAGCAUUAUCAAGAGUCCCUCCAGUCCAUUUCCACCAAGAUGGAGUCCAUAGAGGGGAUACUUAAUGAGAGCCUGGAGCCCAACAAGACCCCGGAGAGUCAGAUGGCUGCACACCAGGCUCUGAUGGAUGAGAUCUUGAUGCUGCAGGAUGAAAUUGCUGAGCUACAGAUGUGUUUCUCUGAGGAGCUGACAGACCAUGACAGUGAUGGCGAGGCUGGCGAUCAGCUGGCCCUUCAGUCUACUCUCACUGUACUAGGAGAGAGGAUGGCCACAAUCCGCAUGAAGGCAUCUGGGAAACGCCAGCUACUGGAGGAGAAACUAAGUGAGCAGCUAGAAGAGCAGCGACAGGAGCAGGCGCUGCACCGCUACCACUGUGAAGCAGAGGAGCUCGACCACUGGCUGCUGAGCACUCGUGCCACCCUCAGCUCUGCUCUUCAGCCUCAAAAUGAAGACAUGGACAUGGAGGAGCAGCUUAUAGACUGUCAGAACAUGCUGUUUGAGAUCGAGCAGAAGGUGUCGUACCUGUCAGAGUUAUCCGUCCACAGCGAAAGUUUGCUGUUGGAGGGUCGAGCUGAGACCAAGGAAGAGGCGGAGCAGCUCACGCUCAAACUGCACUCCCUUAAAGACAGCCUACUGGAGCUGCAGCAGAUGCUGCAGGACAAACAGGUUGACAUACAGGGCUCACUACAGGAGCAGGAGGACAGUGAUCUAGACUCAACUCUGUCUCAGAGUCCUAAUCUCCAGGAUUGGCUAUCUCAAGCCCGUUCAACACGCACACAGAAGCACCACGACAACCAGCUUCGACAGAAGGAGCUGCAGGAGCAAGUGGCUAAACAGAGGAAGCUGCUCCGCUCUGUAGCCAGUGUUGGGGAGGAGUUAUUCAGCCAUAGCUCACCAAACGGGGACAGUGAGGUGUCCAUCCCUGGUGGAGUGCUGCUGGAGUCUGAGACCAUGUCUACUCAGGAUCAAUUGAGGCACAAAUGGGAAAACUUAAACAAAGAUCAGAACACCAAGCUGCAGCUCUCACUCACCUCUCUGGAACACGACCAGCUCAGCCCGGUCCUUCACCGCUCCCGUCUGUCUAGCCCCAGUGUUGCGUUCAGGGGGGAAGCAACCAACCAGAGCCCUCACCCUCCUGGUUCACUGUUUGAAGCCUGCAGCCAGACCCUGGAAAGAAUCAAUGAAGAAACGGUGGGUAGUGACUGCAAGCUGGCAGCUUCUUUUGGAGGCACUGUCCAGCUGGACCUGUACACUGCAGUAUCAGCAGCGUCCUGCUGGUUAGACACUGCUGAGAAUCACCUCCUCUCUGGUCCUGUGCUGCUGUCUGAGGAUGCAGAAUCUCAACUCACAAAACUAGAGGGUCUUAAUAAACAGCUGAAGGAGAUGAACAGUGAGGUGAACCAGUGCAGGGACCUGCUGGCAGGAGGAGCUGGUCGACUCUGUGGAAGAGAUGAGCAAACCCUGAUGGAGGAUGCUCUUGAGGGUCUGCAGGAGAGGAUGGGCCUUCUUGACUCUGCUCUGGAACAACACUGUGACAGCAUGAAGGACCGGCUGCAGGAGCACUCAACUUUUCAGAAUGAGCUGAGGAUGCUGUUCACAGCUUUGACUGAAAGUAAACAUCAGUUGCUGGAGAAGAUGGCUGCGAUGGCAGACAGACCUGCCUCCAAACAGCUGGAGACAUUAUCUGAGGUCGAGGAUAGCCUGAGGGAAUUUGAGCAAAGAGUGACUGAACUGCGAGGCAAAGCAGAAGGGCUGCAGUCAGACCAAGCUUCCAACCAGGACUUACUCAAACUACAAGACGCAUAUGAGGAGCUUGCUCUCAUGGUGGGGUCACGACGGAGUAGCCUGAACCAUGGCUUGUCUCUGAAGGCUCAGUAUGAGGCUGCACUUCGAGACCUCGCUGACCUUGUGGACACUGCUCAGGACAAGAUGGCAGCUGACCAAAAGAUGACAGUUCCUUCUGUUAUAGAGGUCCAGAUGUUACUGGACAAACACAAAGAGUUUUUCCAAGGCCUCGAGUGCCAUAUGAUCCUUACACAGACAUUUUACAGUAAAGUGUCUGGUCUGGUGGCGCAGAGGGAAAGUCAAUUGUUGGAGGAAACCAUGACAUUAGCCCACAAUGUGCUCAAACAAGCCCACAGGAGGGGUGUGGAGCUGGAAGGUAUUCUAGAGUCAUGGAGCAGGUUUGUGGAGGACUAUCAGGCUCUCUGUAGACAGCUAGAAGCUGUGGAGAGUAGCAUCCCCACCGUCAGUUUGGUUGAGGAAACAGAGGAGAGACUUAUUGAAAGGAUCAGCCUCUACCAAGGCUUGAAGGCUAGUCUGACAGAGCAUCAACCACAACUCUACCAGGUUCUGGAGGAGGGUAAGAGGCUUCUUCUGUCUGUUAGCUGCUCAGACUUGGAGAACCAGCUGACACAGCUGGGGGAACACUGGCUGUCCUCCACCACUAAAGUCAACAAGGAGCUGCACCGACUUGACUCAACGCUUAAACACUGGAGCAGAUACAAGAGUGAGUCAGCAGAGCUGAGCCACUGGUUGCAGUCUGCUCUGGAUAGACUGGAGUUCUGGACAACCCAGUCAGUAACAGUGCCUCAGGAGCUGGAGACAGUCAGAGAUCACCUCUAUGCCUUCCUGGAAUUUUCCAAAGAGGUGGAUGCCAAGUCAUCUUUGAGAUCAUCUGUGCUUAGCACAGGCAACCAGCUUCUGCGCUUGAAAAGAGUGGACACAGCCGGCCUCAGGACAGCCCUUGGCCAAAUUGACACUCAGUGGGCUGAACUGCUCACUCGGAUCCCUGUAGUUCAAGAGAAGCUGCACCAGCUGCAAAUGGAGAAGCUGGCAUCACGACAUGCCAUUACAGAGCUGAUGAGCUGGAUCUCUCUGAUGGAGAACAUCAUUAAGGAAGACCAGGACAAGUUCAUGGGAGCUGUUGGCUCGGAGGUGGUUCAGAAUUUUUUGCAGAAGUACAAGGGUUUCCGGAUAGAUCUGACCUGUAAGCAGUUAACUGUGGACUUUGUGAACCAGUCAGUGCUGCAGAUCAGUAGUCAGGAUGUGGAGGGAAAGAGGAGCGACAAAACAGACUUUGCGGAGAAGUUGGGAGCUAUGAAUAGAAGAUGGCAGAUAUUACAGGGGCUAAUUGCAGAAAAGAUUCAGCUUUUGGAAGGACUUUUAGAAGGUUGGUUAGAGUAUGAAAACGGAGUCCAAACAUUGAAAACCUGGCUCACGCUGCAAGAGGAGAAAUUAAAGAAGAGACACAGGAUAGAGGAUGUAGCAUCAGUGCACAAUGCACUUAAGGAUUGUCAGGAGUUGGAAGAAUUAGUAAGGGAGAAAGAGAAAGAUCUGGAGAAAGCAGAAGAAAGAGGAAAUGCUUUAAUGCGGGAUAAGAAAGGAGCAGCCUGCUCUGUAGUGAAGGAGACCCUAAAGGGACUGAGCCAGUCCUGGGCACAUUUGGACCACAUGAUAAGUCAGAUGAAGGUCAGCCUGCGGUCAAUGCUGGAACAGUGGACGUUGUACCGGCGGGCUUCGGAGGAGAUCAAUGGUUACCUGAUGGAGGGGAGGUAUUCCGUCUCUAGACUACACCUCCUUAAUGGGUCUUUAGAGGCAGUGCAGCAGCAGGUGGAGAGUCUUGAGAGCCUGCAGGAGGAGAUGGACAAACAGGAAAGCAGCCUAAGGAAGUUUGGCUCUGUAACUCACCAGCUGCUGACUGAGUGUCACCCCUCAGUCGCCGAGACGCUCAACAGAGCACUCCGUGAUGUCAAUAUCAGGUGGAAUCACCUACUUGAGCAGAUCUCAGAGCAGCUGAGGAGCAGUAAGGCUUUGUUGGCACUGUGGCAGCGCUACAGGUCGCUGUACAGCCAAUGUGCUGCACUAGUUCAGAAGCAGGAAGAGCGCGCCGAUCACCUGCUGAGGAGCGCCACUGACAGGGAAAUUACAGAGGAGGAGAGCUGCACCUGGAUGAACGACUGCAGCGACUGCCUCAGCAAGCAAGACUCAGUGCAGGAGUCCCUUCAACAGCUGCAUGCAUUAGGGGAGCAGCUGAGGAGUCAAGUCGACGCCUCCUCCUCGGCAUCCCUCCAGUUCGACCACCUGUCACUCACCCAUCGCCUGGCAACACUGAAGCACGGCCUUCACAGGCAGCAAGAAGUACUGCAGUGUGGAUCUCAGGCCUGUGAGCGUUUCAGAGAGCAGCUGGACUCGCUGAUCUGUAAUGCUGAGGAGGCAGCGGAGGUGCUGAAAGAGGCUGAUCCAGUGGGUUCACCAGAGCUGAGUGUGGUGCAGACACGUAUGGAAAAACUCAAGGUACAUCUGCUAAAGCUGAGCAGUCUGUCUCCAGACCUGGAACGUGUUAAUGAGCUGGUGUACAGGCUUCCAGUCAGUGACAGAGAUGUUAAAAGACUCCAAAAUCUCAACCGAGGCUGGGCCUCUCACACUGCUCACCUCACUGAGAGAUUCAGUAAACUGCAGUCAGUGUUGCUCCAGCAGCAGAGUUUCCUCCAGAAGUGUGAGUCCUGGAUGGAUUUCCUGUCCCAGACUGAACAGAAAUUAGCUGCUGAGAUCUCAGGAAACUAUGAGAGUCUGCUGGAGCAACAGAGAGACCAUGAGCUGUUCCAGGCAGAGAUGUUCAGCAGGCAACAGAUUCUUUACUCCAUCAUCACUGAUGGGCAUCUUUUGUUGGACCAGGGGCAAGUGGAUGACAGUAACAGUGACGACUUUAGUGUGAAUCUGGCCUUGCUGAGCAAUCAGUGGCAAUGUGUGGUGCGACGUGCCCAGCAGCGUAGAGGCAUCAUUGAUAGUCUAGUCCACCAGUGGCAAAACUAUCAAGAGAUGUCAGAGAAACUACGUCGGUGGCUACACGAAGUGACCCGCAAUCCAGAUGUGCAUCAGCCAGGAGAAGCAGUGGCUCUACAGCAGGCUAGAAACCUGUUAGGUCAAAUACAGCUGAGGGAGCGAGUGCUUCAAAGGCAGCAAGGAGUCUACAUCCUGACCGUGGAGGCCGGCAGGAGCCUGCUGCUGUCAGCUGAUGCUCAGGCCGAGUCCACACUGCAGACAGAGCUGAUGGAGAUUCAGGAGAGGUGGAGGCACGCCCACCACCGCUUGGAUCAGCAGAGGAAGGAGCUGCAUGGCUUGCUGAAGAAUUGGGAGAAAUGCGAGAAGGGCAUAGAUGUGUCACUGGAGAAGCUGAGGACCUUUAAGAGAAAGCUGUCUGUGCUGCUGCCUGACCACCACGAGGAGCUACACACAGAGCAAAUUAGAUGCAAGGAGCUGGAGAGCAGUGUGGAAAGCUGGACUGAUGACCUCACUUCCUUGUUCCUGCUGAGGGAUUCCUUGGAGGGUGUGGUCAGUGCAGAUGACAUCACAGUUCUACAGGAGCGACUCCAGCUGCUCCAGCGCCAGUGGGAGGAGAUUUGCCAUCAGCUUUCCCUACGAAGGCAGCAGGUUAGUGAGAAGUUGAAUGAGUGGGCUGUUUUCAAUGAGAAGAACAAGGAGCUAUGCGAGUGGCUCACGCAGAUGGAGAGCAAAGUCUCCCAGAAUGGGGACAUCAGUAUUGAAGAGAUGAUUGAAAAGUUACGCAAGGACUACCAAGAGGAGAUCGGUGUCGCUCAGGAGAACAAGCAGCAGCUGCAGGUGAUGGGUGAGCGACUGGCAAGGGCCAGCCAGGACAGCAAGGCGGCCGAGAUCCAGCACAAACUCAAUAAAGUCAGCGAGCGCUGGCAACACCUGCUUGACCUCAUUGCAGCAAGGGUGAAGAAAUUGCGGGAGACGCUGGUGGCUGUGCAGCAGUUAGACAAAAACAUGAGCGUUCUGCGUUCUUGGCUCUCUCACAUCGAGGCUGAGCUCUCCAGGCCCAUUGUUUACGAUGCCUGUGAUGACCAGGAGAUUCAGAGGAAACUCAACCAACAACAGGCAGGGAGCCACACGCACACACCGACUGCGUUGUAUGUGUUUUUAUGUGAGGGCGAGGAGCUGCAGCGGGACAUAGAGAAACACAGCACAGGUGUGGCUUCGGUGUUGAACCUGUGUGAAGUCCUACUACAUGACUGCGAUGCCUGUUCUACAGAAACAGAGUGCGACUCAAUCCAGCAGGCCACCAGAGGGCUGGACAGACGCUGGAGAAACAUUUGUGCCAUGUCCAUGGAAAGGAGGCUCAAGAUUGAAGAGACUUGGAGGUUGUGGCAGAAGUUUCUGGAUGAUUACUCCAGGUUCGAGGAUUGGCUGAAGACCUCAGAAAAAACAGCCGCUCUACCCAACUCCUCUGGAGUUCUUUAUACAGUCGCUAAAGAGGAGCUCAAGAAGUUUGAGGCCUUCCAGCGUCAGGUGCAGGAAUGCCUGACCCAGUUGGAGCUCAUCAACAAGCAGUACCGUCGUCUGGCCCGGGAGAACCGCACUGACUCCUCUUGUCGUCUCAGAGAGAUGGUGCAUAAUGGGAACAGGCGGUGGGAUAACCUGCAGAAGAGGGUAGCUGCCAUCCUGCGCAGACUCAAGCAUUUCAUUGGCCAGAGGGAGGAAUUUGAAACGGCACGAGACAGCAUCCUGGUGUGGCUCACUGAGAUGGACCUUCAGUUGACCAACAUAGAGCACUUCUCUGAGUGUGAUGUACAGGCAAAAAUUAAACAACUCCGGGCUUUCCAGCAGGAGAUCUACCUAAACACAGCAAAGAUUGAGCUGGUGUUUAGGCAAGGCGAAGCUCUGAUUGAAAAGAGCGAACCUCUGGACGCUGCUGUGAUCGAGGAAGAGCUCGAGGAGCUGCAACGAUACUGCCAGGAGGUGUUUGGACGAGUGGACAGAUAUUACAAGAAGCUCACACGACUGCCUCUGGUGGAUGAUGAGCUGGAUGGCUCGGAUAGAGAGCUAGACAUGGAAGAAGGUGGAGAGCUCUCUGAGCUGCAGUGGAGUGACUCCUCUGUGCCACGGACGUCCAGCCGUCCUGCCUCAGGUGCCGCUGCCCUCAUCCGAGCCGACCGCUCAGGCCGAGAUACUCCAGCCAGCGUGGACUCCAUCCCCUUGGAGUGGGACCACGACUAUGACCUGAGCCGAGGCCUGGAUAGCCCUGGAGGACGAGGCAGUGGGGAGAGGAGCAGAGGACAAGAACAGGAAGAUGAGUAUCUGAGGACGGCUACCACAGUGCUGUCAGAUGUAGUUAUCCCAGAGAGCCCAGAGGCCUAUAUAAAACUGACUGAGAACACACUGAAAACAUCCUCUGGAGAGCCAGGUCAGCUGGAGGCCAGUCUUCGACAGCUGGACCAGGCUUUGGAUGCAGGACGCUACCACCUCCAGCAGAGAGAGGCUUCCAUCAGCCCAGACAUAGACUCCACAUACAUGGGCUACAUGCGUCUGAUGGGAGAGUGUCGCGGCAGCAUAAACGCUGUGAAGAAGGCAGAGGAAGAGCUGACCGAGGACGAAGAUGAAAUUCCAGGACUGACCAACCCCACCAGCACGGAUGCGCAGAGUGCUGGGGUGAUAGAGCGCUGGGAGCUGAUCCAAGCUCAGUCUCUUAGCGAGAAGCACAGACACAAGCAGAACUUGCAGCAGUGGCAGCAGCUGAUCUCAGAUCUGCAGAAUAUGAGGUCCUGGCUGGGUCAGUCGGAGGCUGAACUCGGACAGCUGCGAGGGCUUAAUCUCAGCACGGACAUACACACCAUCCAGCAGAGAAUCAAGAAGCUUAAGGAGCUGCAGAGGGGGGUGGACGCACACAAGUCAGAGGUUUUGUCCAUCAACCUGAGCAGUGCAGACCUUCUCCAGUCAGAGCCUGACUCUGAGGAGGCGUGGGAGCUGCGGGACCGGCUGAAGGAGAUGAACUUGUGCUGGGAUCGCCUCUGUGCCUCACUGGAGGACUGGAGGGAGGAGCUGCAGAGGGCACUGAUGCAGUGCCAGGAGUUUCAUGAGAUGAGCCAUGGUCUGCUGCUGUGGCUGGAGAACAUCGACCGGAGGAGGAACGAAGUAGUGCCCAUCCCCCUCAAAGCUGAUCUGGAAACUUUAAGAGCUCAUCACAGGACGCUGACGGUACGCCAGCAAAUCAAACGUGAGCUGGUGGACUCGCAGCAGAAAGUGUCGUCCCUUCAGGAGCUUUCAACUCAGCUGCUGGUCGACACUAAAUCUCAGACUGUGCCACUGCAGUCACAGACCUCAGAGAAGACCCAGCCUCGAGGCAGCGAGUGUCUGGAGGCACAGGAGAAGGUUCAUGUCAUCUGGAACCGGAUGAGAUUGCUUCAGAGGGAGGUCACUUUAGAUCUGGAGGCGCUGGAGAAGAGACUGGAGGCCAUGACCUCCAAGCAGGUUUGUUUACCUGCCCCACUAAGCAGAUCAGAGGUGCAUGGAUCCUCUGGAUCUGGACUAGGAGUGAACCCCCCAAAACGCAAAAGACUGCCCAGAGGCAAAAGUAGUCAGGCCCACCCGGGACCCCCUGAAAGCAGCCCGCGCCACAGCCGGAGCAGAUCAGGCGCCGCUGGAUGCGGUUCCUCCCGUUCUGACCUUCCGGUCGGUGUCUCCCCCUCCCCCAACUCCUCCUCCUCCUCCUCCUCCUCCUCAAAGGACCAGUCCUUCCUGCUUCGGGUCUUUAGGGCUGCACUCCCCGUCCAAUUGUUCCUGCUCUUCCUCAUUGGCCUGGCCUGCCUGGUGCCCAUGACGGAGGAGGACUACAGCUGCCACCACGCCAACAAUUUUGCCCGCUCCUUCCACCCAAUGCUGCGCUACACCAAUGGGCCUCCGCCCAUAUGAGGAGCUUGGCAGUUCUGACCUAUUUUCACUGCUUUGCCAAGGACACCACUGACUCCUGUGAAUGUUUCCUCUUCACCCUGUGCCCUAAAGCAACUAAAUCUUCCCCUGCUGGAGGGUCCCUUGCAUAUGAAGUAACGGAGAGAUUAGCUGAAGACCUCUCACCCAGCACACCCACUCCUGAAAUCACCUCAGCCCUUUAAAGACGUUCCAGAAUAGACGGACCUUCACCAUGAGAGCCAUUCUCCUCAGUCCAAAUGUUUGUGGUUUUAACUUAAAUGCAUAUAUUAUUUUUUAGGUUUCCAUGGAAGCCUUUGAAAUCAAUGAAAAACAAAACACUAUUUAUAUACUGUAUGUUGGGAGCCAAAGUCAGCUGUGCUUUUUGUCUAUGAUAUCCAGUGCUGCUGCUAUUUUAUUUAGAGUUCAAUCAGCUAAUGGCUUGUUAGCACUGAUGAAGCUAAACCACAGCCAUGGCUGUGGGAUAUUGUACCUGUAAAUAGUAGAGUAGGUUUGCAGUUUGAGUAGCAAUCAUUCACAGACUUAGGUGUGAAAAGUUUCAUUCCAAAAUGACACAUUUGAAGAUCUGCUCAGACAGAAUGACUGAAAGAGCACAGAAAACCAUCAGUCGGAUGAGGUGUAGCUUAGUUUAUUAGAUUUUUUUUCUUCUUGUUUUAAAAAAAUCCUGCCUGUGUUAGGAAAUGAAGUCUUUACAAAUAGCUAAAGCUAAAAGCUAAACUCAAAGCACUGUCAAAGGUACUGCACUGAAGCCCUCCAGUCGAGAUGGCAAACUUCUUACCCUAAAGGCCAGCGCUUGUGUUCCUGUUUUUGAUUUCAGUGUUAAAUUUGGGGGAGGACUAUGAAAAUGCUCUCUCCAGAUUUAAAAACAAAAAGCUGCUUUGUGUAUUAUUGUUCGAAAUGCCUUUGAAUACAAGCAGUAAUUUUUCUCUUUGUUUUUGAGCAUGCGCUUUUUAAGAAAGCCAAACAAUCACUGGUAGUGUAGAAGACUUCUGUGACAAGAGACAGUAUGCUCUGUAAUAACUGCGAUAAUUAUUCUGUGCUGAUCCGAAUCACGGCAUUGUUAGAACAGAAUCUGUAAAAAAAUUAAUAUGAAAAUGGUUAUUUAUGUAUGUACAGUUUGCUAAUUCAUGAAGAUUACUCUUUGCAAAUAAUAAAACAUUAAGUAUUUAAUUGUC